AUGGUGACCCCCAACAGGAAGGAUCGCACCUUGGUCACGUCCUUCGACAAGACGGCGCCCGUGUCGCAGGUCGUCAGCUACUCGUCGCGCUUCGUGGAGAAGCUCUCUGACAUCACGCAAUUGAUGAAUAUUUCCGCCAGCAAGUCGAUUAAGAGUGGGGCGAGGUUCUCUUCGGCGGAUGUCAAUGCUGUGGUCUCGGUGAAGGUGGUCAAUCACUACAACAGUUGUUGGCUCGGCGGAAUUCCAGGACGUGUGCAGCUUCAAACACAUGGACUCAGAAACUUUCCACGACUAUUUGGGGACUCAUUUAUCUCCAGCUUCGCCGAAGGAGGCGAACUCCACGGCAUCAUAUCCGUGUCAGCCUUCAAUCGCACCCAGAGAUCUACCCUCAAAUCCGCCCUUGAAAGCGCCCUCAAUAGCGCAACCAAUAACAAAGAUCUCACCCUUGCAUCAUCCAUCAUCGCCGAUUUAGAUUCCGCGCUGAGCGAAUCCGAAACAACCAUCUCCGUUAACUGGAUCGGGGGCGGGCAGAUCAGGAACGAGCACGGACACGAGAACAACAAAUGGUCACUUCAGGACCUCAUCAGAGCCGCAGCUUCAUUUCCCUAUCCUGUCCCUCCUGUCAUGGGCGCAGCCGCGACAGAUACCGCGGAUUCUUUUGCGAGGGAGUUAUUAGAUACAUAUAUGGCGUACAAGGGCCAUAUGAGGCUUCUGCAAGAUGCUUUGGCGGCGCUGGAGUCGUAUCAUAAGAAUGAGGCCGUAGAUGCGGUUGAUGUUUCGAUUCGGGACCUGGGGACGGCGCGGAAGAUGAUUAGGGUUGAGAUGGCGGCUAUUGUUGAUGCCAUUGACAGACUGGACAAGCACCCCGAGCGGGUUGAAGCAAUCGUUGCUGAAUCCAAGGUAACGGCGCCAGAGCUCUGGGCCGUUCGACUACCGGUCAAGCUAUCCAGUGGCCUAAAAGCGAGCAAUGCAGGAGAGGUGUAG
Molecule: messenger RNA, 984 nt
Organism: Aspergillus calidoustus
Lineage: Eukaryota; Fungi; Ascomycota; Eurotiomycetes; Eurotiales; Aspergillaceae
Source: the annotation of a GenBank genome assembly